Messenger RNA from Nelumbo nucifera (sacred lotus), 2260 nucleotides. RefSeq names its product putative galacturonosyltransferase 12. The record is from RefSeq and is a predicted model, not a curated record. Gene Ontology annotation, molecular function: polygalacturonate 4-alpha-galacturonosyltransferase activity. NCBI's taxonomy places the organism in Eukaryota, Viridiplantae, Streptophyta, Magnoliopsida, Proteales, Nelumbonaceae.
CUCUCUCUCCAAAACCAAUGCAAAAGUUCCCAAGUCCUUUUCUGUGGAACUACCCUUCCCUUCUUGGGUUGAAAACAUUUGAGAUUAUAGCCUAAGUACUAAGCAAGGUUAGGUAAAGGAUAGCGGCCUGAACACCAGCUCCCACUCUGCACCCUUACUUUCUUACAGCACCUCCACUCCGCGGCAUGGAUUUCAGUUUUCUGUUGUAAUUCAAUCAUCAGGUUCAUCCUUGACGACUUACAACAAAUGAUUUCAUAGUUACAGAGAGUCCAGCUAGGAAGAACCCUCGGUGGCCUGGUUUACAACCGGAUCGACUUCUUUAGCGUUGCUGCUCAUCUUUCAAUCAAAAUGCAGCUCCUCCUAUCACCCAGUUUGCGCCACGUUACGGUGCUUCCAGGAAAAGGGUUGAGGGAAUUUAUCAAGGUGAAGGUCGGGGCCAGACGAGUUUCUUAUCGGAUGAUUUUCUACUCGCUCUUGCUCUUGGCUUUUCUGCUUCGCCUCGUCUUCGUCAUGACCGCCAUGGAUACCAUCGACGGAGAAACCAAAUGCUCUACCAUAGGAUGCGUGGGGAAGAGACUAGGACCGAGGAUUUGGGGAAGAAGUCCAGAACCAAUGAAUGUGCCAGAAGAGAUGUAUCGUGUCUUAGAAGAAAAAGUGGGUGAAGAAGAAACGCAAGUAGGAUCUGAGGUUCCACUGUCACUGGAGGAGUUGGUUGCAGAAGCAAAGAGCAACAACAAAUCCGACUUGAGGACCUUCACGCUGAAGCUCAAGGCUAUGGUGACCCUGCUUGAACAGAAGACUCGAGCAGCUAAAAUCCAAGAAUAUCUGUACCGCCACGUUGCAUCCAGUAGCAUACCUAAGCAGCUACACUGCUUUGCUCUAACGCUGGCCAACGAGCACUCCAACAAUGCCGCUGCAAGGCUCCAGCUUCCGGCGCCGGAGCACGUACCUUACCUCGCCGACAACUCAUUAUUCCACUUCGUCCUUGCCUCCGACAAUGUCCUCGCUGCCUCCGUGGUUGCAUCGUCUCUGGUUCGCAACUCGUUGCGUCCCGAAAAGGUUGUCCUUCACAUCAUUACCGAUCGAAAGACUUAUUCUAGCAUGCAGGCGUGGUUCUCUCUGCACCCUUUAACGCCGGCGAUCAUUGAGGUUAAAGGGUUGCACCAUUUCGAUUGGCUUACCAAGGGGAAGGUCACGGUGUUGGAGGCGAUGAAGAAGGAUCAGAAGCUCCGGUCGCAGUUCAGAGGAGGAUCAUGGGCGAUCGUUGCCAAUAACAUCGAGAAACCUUACGUCAUCGCAUCGAAGCUCCAAGCACUUAGCCCCAAAUAUAAUUCAGUAAUGAAUCACAUACGCAUACAUUUACCGGAGCUAUUUCCGAGUCUCAAUAAGGUAGUCUUCCUAGAUGACGACAUCGUGGUCCAAACUGAUCUUUCACCUCUCUGGGAUAUCCAUAUGAAGGGCAAGGUGAAUGGAGCAGUUGAGACGUGCAGAGGAGAUGAUAAGUUCGUUAUGUCCAAGCGAUUGAAGAGCUAUUUGAACUUCUCCCAUCCAUUGAUAUCAGAAAAUUUCGAUCCCAGUGAAUGUGCCUGGGCCUAUGGUAUGAACAUUUUUGACCUGGAGGCGUGGAGAAAGACAAACAUAAGCCGCACCUACCAUUAUUGGCUUCGGAAGAACUUGAAAUCGGAUCUUAGUCUCUGGCAACUGGGGACGUUACCUCCUGGUUUGAUAGCAUUCCAUGGUCAUGUUCACAUUAUCGAUCCCUUUUGGCACAUGUUGGGGCUGGGAUACCAGGAAAAUACAAGUAUUGCCGACGCUGAAAAGGCUGGUGUGAUCCAUUUCAAUGGCAGAGCAAAACCUUGGCUUGAGAUAGCUUUUCCCCAGCUCCGGCCACUAUGGGCCAAGUACGUUGACUUCUCUGAUAAAUUCAUCAAGACCUGUCAUAUUAAAGCUCCCUAACCUGGAACCCGAAGACGUAGAUGUUACAAAAGGAUAGCUGAAGAUACUGAUCAUAUAGUUGAGAAAGAAUGCAGAAGAGAGACCUUGUUAUUGCUCUCGGAUAGCCAGGGGAAGGAAAGGGGUUGAUGACUUGCAUCUGAUCUCAAGAGUUAAAACUCUGCUUCCCUUGUUACCAAACUGCCACUUUGUCUCCUUAUAUUGUAAUGUAAAGAGGAAAGGGCAUUCUGAAAUUCUUGAACCAUACUACUUUCUAUGGAAUAUUGGAUGGAAUUUGUAGAGAGAUCGAGAUUGCUUUCUUGAAUUA